AUGUUCGCGGUGGCGCUAUUCUGCAUCGCGUGCGCGGCCUACUGGGCGUGGCGCCGGAAGAACACCAAGAUUACGGAGCCGCCGUACUUUCCUGGAGGAUGGCCCAUCCUCGGACACGCGCCCGCACUUAUUGGGGACAGUUGCAGUAAGUACUCUACCCGGAUCAGGAUCAUUUGUAAUACACAUAGGGUAAUUUGUAGUUUAGACUACCAUAAAAAUGUUUCGGUUGCAGAACUAUGGAAUGGCAUCAAUGAUCUCGCGAACCAGAGCUAUGACAUCGGUGGUGUUGUUGCCGCCAGCAUUGGACCACGGACUGUUUACAUUGUGACCGAUCCAGAUGACAGCUUCACAAUAUCCAACACGUGCCUCGAGAAGGACGGAUUUUACGACUUCGCAAAACCGUGGCUAGGUGAAGGCUUAGUCACUGGAAAAUUUUCGAUAUGGAAGAGCCACCGAAAGCUGCUGAAUCCCGCAUUUAGUCAAAUUUUACUGGACACCUUCAUGGGCGUGUUCAACAGUCAGUCCCGGAAACUGGUGCGAGACCUGGAGAAAGAGGCCGGGAAGGGUUUCUUCGACCACUGGACUUACACGCGACAUAACGCAUUGGAGACAAUAUGCUUGACAGCGCUAGGGGUAGACUUCACCGAUUCGAACCUGAACACACAGUACGUGGAGGCCACGGAGAAGAUCUUCACGACGAUAGUGGAGCGUUUCAUGAAAUUCUGGUGGCACAGCCCCUACACCUUCGCGUUGAGUGACGUCAAGAGGAGGCAGGAUGCCUGCCUCAAAAUCUUACAUAAUAUGUCUAACACGGUAAGAAUUACAGAUGUCAUUUCAGUUCUACUGAAGGGUUUCAGCAUCUAUUUUACCAUCAUGUUUCUAUACUUACAGGUCUUGCAAAAAAGAAAAUCAGAAUUUACGGGAAAUGUGUGCGCUGAAAGAAGUAUUAUUCCAGGAACCAGGUUCAAAGCUUUUUUAGACCUCAUCCUAGAGUUAUCAGCUGAGAAGGGUGCCUUCAAUGACCGGGAGGUGCGGGAACACGUGGACACUAUGAUCGUGGGCGGCCAUGACACUUCUGCUAAUGUACUCAUGUUCACAAUGGUACUUCUUGGAUCGCAUCCCGAGGCGCAGGAGAAGGCGUUCGCUGAAAUUCAGGAAGUUCUCGGCGACGGGGACAGGGAUGUGGAGAAGACAGAUUUAUCGAAGCUUGUCUACUUAGAGGCAGUGUUAAAGGAGAGCAUGAGAGUAUUUACUAUAGUACCAGUUCUAGCCAGAAAACUUGAUAGGGAUGUUAAACUUAAAAACUACACGCUCUCAGCGGGUAGGACGUGCUUCUUGUUCGUGUUCGGUAUUCACAAGCACCCGAUGUGGGGCCCGGACGUGCACGAGUUCAAACCGGAGCGGUGGCUGGAGCCGGGCCGGCUGCCGGACAACCCCAACGCCUUCGCUGCCUUCAGUGUUGGGAGACGAAUGUGUAUUGGGAAAGCCUAUGCGUUAAUGUCAAUGAAAACGACUCUCGCGCAUGUUAUACGUAACUACCGGAUCACUGCUGACCAUACGAACGUAAAGCUCAAGUUAGAUGUGAUGCUGAAACCGGACUCGGGAUACUACGUCAGCAUCGAAAAGAGGGCAAAAGCGACUGAUCAGGCGUAAAUAGAAGAAAUCUUUGCAGAUAUAUUGACUGUCUAGACCAAAAUGAUAAAGCAAAUAUAGAAAAGCUGUACGCCGGUCUGCAGUUUGCAAAAAGACACGAAAAAUUUUACUCGGAUUUCCGAUGUGUUAUUCUUACGUCCAGAAAGUGUAACGAAAUCCACAAGGAAGGCAAUAGUCUCUGAAACUCGACACCUUUAUUCUUUAACAAUAUCUACAUAUUUAUGAGUUUUAAUACCGUGUAGACGUGUAGUAUAGAACGUCCUCAGGCACGGUGGAGUGAUGAUCUGCGUUAGGUGGCUAGCAGAGAGCUGGAUGCGAGUAGCCGUAGAUAGAUCUCGGUGGCGUGCAAUCUCGGAGACCCAUGUCCAGCAGUGGACGAAUAUGGGCAGAUAGUGAUGAGUUAUUAUUGCAGCUAUCGUCUGGAGUGUAAAGGCUAUUAGUAUCGGAGACUUUAAUGAAUAACAAGCAAUGUAUGUACCUACAGUUUUUUGCCAUGUAGACUUAGAUUAAGAUAAAACCAUCAACCUUGUAGACAAUAAAGAAAACUUUGUCUAUACUACAGAUAGUAUUAA
This is a messenger RNA of Trichoplusia ni (cabbage looper), 2225 nucleotides long. RefSeq names its product cytochrome P450 4C1-like. Gene Ontology annotation, molecular function: oxidoreductase activity, acting on paired donors, with incorporation or reduction of molecular oxygen; iron ion binding; heme binding. Lineage: Eukaryota; Metazoa; Arthropoda; Insecta; Lepidoptera; Noctuidae. The transcript has 10 exons. Bases 1 to 1653 code for a protein of 550 amino acids. The record is from RefSeq and is a predicted model, not a curated record.